AUGCUCUUGAUGUCGCAUGGUGAGGAUGGGCUAAACAGACUCCAAUGCAACACGUGCCCUUACGAGUUCAGGAUCUCGGGUUUCCAGAUGUUUGAACGCAAAGUUCUACCCAGAAAGGAAGUUGACGAUGUCUUGGGUGGAGACGGUGCUUGGGAUAACGUUGAUCAAACUACAGCACAGUGUCCAGUGGACUCAUGUGGCAACGAUAAGGCAUACUUUUUCCAGUUACAGAUCAGAUCUGCCGAUGAGCCUAUGACAACUUUCCUCAAGUGUACCAAAUGCUCUCACCAAUGGAGAGAAAAUUAG
Molecule: messenger RNA, 306 nt
Organism: Candidozyma haemuli
Lineage: Eukaryota; Fungi; Ascomycota; Pichiomycetes; Serinales; Metschnikowiaceae
Gene: RPC11
Product: DNA-directed RNA polymerase III core subunit
Exons: 1
Coding region: 1-306 (101 amino acids)
Biological process (GO): termination of RNA polymerase III transcription; DNA-templated transcription
Cellular component (GO): RNA polymerase III complex
Molecular function (GO): DNA-directed RNA polymerase activity; zinc ion binding; nucleic acid binding
Source: RefSeq, a predicted model, not a curated record